AUGGUCCGCGUAAAAGUAGUAAAUAAUGAGGCGGAUCUGCGAGCGAUUUCUUCGAAACUAAAGGAAGGAAAAAAAAGAACUUUGGAUAUAAAACUCAAUAAACCAGUAAAGCAUGAAAAUUACAAAGAAUUGAACUCUGUUAUAGAAAAAUGUAGCGGAUUCAAAAGUGUAUCCGUGAGACAUUAUUUCUCAAGAGGAAUAGACUUGAGGGGAUUUUUGGAAGCGCUGUCUAAAAAUUCAGACAAAAAAGCAUAUCCAUUGGACAUUACGGACAAUGAAUACGCCGAUUGCUGCACAUCCUCAUUAGUAGCGUUAAUCAGGAAGAAGUCUCUUUCUGCUUUGAAAUUGCCAGACAAUGUUCCAGAACAAGAUCUAGAUCGUAUAUUGACUGAAAUUAAAGAGAGUUCUCGAGAGAUGAAGUUCUUGAAGAUUUCCAAAGGCCCCAUUUUGGAUACGUCGAUAGGCAUACCCCAACACUUGCUUAAAAAUGGGAAAAUCCUUGAUCUACUUGAUCUUUCUGAUUGUAUACUUACUGAUGAGAAAAAGACAUUGUUGCUCCGUUCCAGAAAGACUAGAUUAUUCAAGAACUUCCAUAUUUGUUCUCAUAACCUAGGCCAGGGCUAA
Molecule: messenger RNA, 624 nt
Organism: Styela clava
Lineage: Eukaryota; Metazoa; Chordata; Ascidiacea; Stolidobranchia; Styelidae
Source: RefSeq, a predicted model, not a curated record